Messenger RNA from Durio zibethinus, 443 nucleotides. The record is from RefSeq and is a predicted model, not a curated record. NCBI's taxonomy places the organism in Eukaryota, Viridiplantae, Streptophyta, Magnoliopsida, Malvales, Malvaceae.
GAUUCAUGUCUAUCAAGCAUUUCACUUCUUUCUCCUUGGUCCUUCUCGCCACGGCCACUUUCAUCCUUUCUUGUCAGGCCACAGCUCGCAUUCUUGAUGGUGGCUUGUGUCGCAAGACAGACUACCCACAGCUUUACAGGGCAGUUGUAAAGGGAACAGUGCAUGACCCAAAACUUGCUUCUGGAAUUUCUAUUAAAAGUCCUGAACUUGAUGACUGCCUUACCAGUUACGACGAUGCCAUUGACAACCUGAAGAAAUCCCUGGACAACAUCAACCAAAAGAACCCUAGCAGCCUUAUGAGCAACCUCAGCGCAGUGGUUGCUGAUUAUGUGACACGCGAUGAUGAAGCCGGUAAAGCUGGGUCUCGUCUUGCUGCUACUAAUGAACACUUCCGUCACAUGGCUAGCAACUGCUUGGCAUUAGCAAGUCAAAUCAAGUUUUAG